Cladophialophora carrionii CBS 160.54 is the source of this 1461-nucleotide messenger RNA. RefSeq lists its product as uncharacterized. Bases 1 to 1461 code for a protein of 486 amino acids. Gene Ontology annotation, cellular component: mitochondrion. NCBI's taxonomy places the organism in Eukaryota, Fungi, Ascomycota, Eurotiomycetes, Chaetothyriales, Herpotrichiellaceae. Gene Ontology annotation, molecular function: FAD binding; proline dehydrogenase activity. The record is from RefSeq and is a predicted model, not a curated record. The transcript is spliced from 2 exons.
AUGGCUUCGCCCGUUGUAAACGCUGCUUUCAAGACCCGUGCGAGCAUUCGACGGAUAUUUAACACUAGGGAUUCCAAGCAACGCAGGCUUCAAUCAUCAACCACGACUCAUACAUUCGUUGACAGCAGAAGGGGCAAAGAGGAGUCGGUUCUCGUUCCCGCAACGCCAGAGUCUGCUCCCUUUUCGGCACCUCCACUGGCGCGACUGUCCACAGCAAGCAUUCUUCGGACAUUGGUCUUGAGCGCUUUCUUCACGACCCCGUGGCUCUUCAAACCGGGUUUGGCCGUGUUUGAGAAGGUCGCCAAUUCGCAGUCCGCGUGGCUGAACCCGGACCGGAAUCCCCUGCUGCGGACGGCGAUCUAUCCCCUCGUUUACAAGCAAUUUUGUGCUGGCAGGAAUCAGGCUGAGAUCGCGCGAACGUCAGCGGAGGUCAGGAAAUUGGGCUUCUCGGGUAUUGUGCUUUGUUACGGGAAAGAAGUGCAAGUCCGUGGCCAGGCGGACGAAUCUGUAGGCCAUGCCACUGUCAAGCCGAAUCCCAUGGACAUGGAAAUUGACCAGUGGGCGGAUGGCAACAUCAAGACAUUGGACAUGGUUGGACCAGGAGAUUGGCUCGGUAUCAAAUUCACUGGAGCGGGAACGAACAUCACAAAGGUGCUCAUGGACGGUGGUGAAGCUCCAGCCAGGUUCGUCGAGGCCAUGGACAGGAUUUGCGAGUAUGCUGCCUCCAAAGGUUGCCGUGUAUGGAUCGAUGCCGAGCAGCAGAUGUUGCAGGCGACCAUUGAUGAAUGGGCAUUCGACUUGAUGCGUCGAUAUAAUCGACCUGGCCGGCCGGCUCUGGUAUACAACACCAUCCAGGCGUAUCUGAAAUCAGCGCGAGACAAAGUGCAUCACCAGUUGGAGCUUUCUCAAAGAGAGGGUUGGCGGCCGGCGAUCAAACUUGUCAGGGGAGCUUAUAUCGCCAAUGACAUGCGUGCUAGGAUCCACGAUACCAAAGAGGAUACCGAUGCGUCGUACAACGGUAUUGUGGAGGAUCUCCUCCGCGGGAAUUUUCAGGCGCAAGGCGACCACCACCAGAAACACCACCACACAGAAGAGAUCGAUCUUUUGCUCGCAGGCCACAAUACCGAGACUAUUCGGAAAGCAGCUCGGCUGGCCUCCGAACUUGCAAGACAAUCGAGGUUGAAAGUGCGACUGGAGUUUGGACAGCUUCAGGGCAUGGCCGAUGACAUUGGUUGCGAGCUCCUUCAAGCCGCGGACGAGGUCAAGGAGGACAAAUUGUUGCCUACGGCCAAUACCUAUAUUCCCAGGGUGUACAAGUGUCUGACUUGGGGCAGCAUUCAGGAAUGCAUGCAAUACUUGGUUCGCAGGCUCAUUGAGAAUCGAGGCGCGGCUGAACGAAUGAAGGUCGGCGCGGCAGAAUUUAGAAGAGAGCUCUCGCGCAGGGUAGGCAUCUGGUCCUAG